CAGCCGAGCUCUCCGGAGGCCGAAGCCCGCGGCGUCCGGGGGCGCAGCGAAGCCCUCCCGGGGCCCCCGCCCGCCCGCCGCCCGCGCAUGGCCUUGGGGCGCUCCGGGCAUGGAGCGGGAGAAGGUGCCGCGGCGGCCCGGGCUUUCCCUGCGGCUGGACGAGGCCGAGGGGGAGGCGGCGGGCCCGGGGGGCUGGCAGGCGGGCGGGCGGCUGCGGCCUUCCUCCUACCGGGCGCUGCGCAGCGCCGUCUCCACUCUGGCGCGCCUCGACGACUUCUACUGCGAGAAGAUCGGCGCCGGCUUCUUCUCCGAGGUCUUCAAGGUGAGGCACCGUCAGUCGGGACAAGUCCUGGUGCUGAAGAUGAACAAGCUGACCAGCAACCGAGGGAACAUGCUGCGCGAGGUGCAGCUGAUGAACCGGCUCUGCCACCCCAAUAUCCUCCGGUUCAUGGGGGUCUGCGUUCACCAAGGCCAGCUGCAUGCGCUGACAGAGUAUAUCAAUGGGGGCAACCUGGAGCAGCUGCUCGACAGCCCCACCCCACUGCCCUGGCCCGUCCGCCUCAAGCUGGCCCUGGACAUCGCCCGGGGGCUCUGCUACCUGCACAGCAAGGGCAUCUUUCACCGGGACCUGACCUCCAAGAACUGCCUGGUCAGGUGUGAGGACAAUGGCUACACAGCCGUGGUGGCCGACUUUGGCCUGGCAGAGAAGAUCCCCACCUACAGUGAGGGGGGUGAGAAGGAGCCCCUGGCUGUGGUGGGCUCUCCGUACUGGAUGGCCCCCGAGGUCCUGCAUGGGGAGCUGUAUAACGAGAAGGCGGACGUCUUUGCCUACGGCAUCAUCCUCUGUGAGAUCAUCGCACGGGUGCCAGCCGACCCCGACUACCUGCCACGCACUGAGGACUUUGGCCUUGAUGUGGCUGCAUUCUGCAACCUGGUGGGAGCCGGCUGUCCGCCAACUUUUCUCCAUCUGGCCUUCCACUCCUGCAAGAUGGAGCCCACUGCCCGGCCCUCCUUCCUGGAGAUCGUCCAGCGCCUGGAGGCCAUGCUGCUGACGGCGGGAGACCCCAGCCUGGCCCUGCCGAAUGACGACAGGACAGCCCUCCCGACCAACUCGGCAGCCGCGCUGAACGGUCAAGUGGCCAAGCAGCUCUCCUUCCCCAACACAGCAUCUGGCCUGCUUGGCCAGCAGCUCUUGACCCCAGAGCAUCCCCUCUCUCGCAGCCAGUCAGACGUAUUCUGCCCUCGAUCGCCCACCUUGCCCCGUGCCCACGACACUCCGCAGCGCGUCAACCCCUUUUCACAGCGCCAGGACCUCAAGGGGGGCAGAAUCAAGCUCUUCGACACACCCAGCAAGUCCUUGAUCUCCCUGACCUUCAACCUGCCACCCCCCUCGCCUCUUCCACCCGGCACCCCCAUCACGCCGGAGCCCGCCGUGGAGAUGCAGUGCAACUUUGCAGAGCCCGUAGCCAUCGUGCGCAGGUGUCGUUCGCUGCCGGCCUCCCCAGAGCUGCCUCGCCGGGAACAGCCGCCCCACAGCCCCCUCUUGGCCCUGAACCGCACUCUCCCAGAGCCUCCCGGUUCCCCUGCCGGCGAGCAAAUGGAUUGCAGCCCGGACAGCCCGGCCCCAGCGCCUGCCGGCCCGGCACCCCCAUUGACCAACGGCAGCUUCAUCAGCACAGCCGUGUCGGCGGCCCGGCCGUGGUCCCCCAACGGACUCCUCCUGAACAAUAACAGCAAGCAGCACGGCUGGGGUGGCAGCUUCUCGGAGCUGAGCGUGCCACCCACGGUGGAGGGAGCGCAGACGGAGCGCCCGGGCACGACGCUGCCCCUGAGCCCCUCCAGCAGCAGCUGUGUGAUGGAGCAGGAUGAGGUGCUGGCCUGCCCCGCCUGCUGCCUGGGGCCCUUCAGCUUCAGCUUUGCUUCCGUCUGCCACCGGCCGGCCGCCAGCACCCCCCGCUACCAGAAUCUGAACUGCGAGGCCAAGAGCCUGCAGUGCUUGGAGAGGCACCCCCAGCACUGCAAGGGCCUGGCACCAGGCCUGGCAGAGCCCAGCCUCAAGUUGCCGGAAGCCCAGUCCUGAGGCUGGCUCUGCGGUCGAGGAGCACUUCAGGUCCCCCUGGACAUCCUGGCUGCCCUUCAGACCUCCAUGGGCCGAGGAGCGGCACUGCACCCUUGGGGCAGGGUGGUACGAUGUUGCAGGGAGGGCUGCCAAGCCCAUUGUGAGGCAGGAGGGAGCCGUCCAGUCCCCAGCCCGGUCUCUGUGCGAUAAGGGGCUGCUGCUUUCUGCCCUCCCCUGCCUGGCCCCGUUGCAGUCCUGAGGGGUGAGUCCUUGGCUCCCCAACCUCUUGACCAUGGGUGGGUGCACAGAAGUAGAAUGGCAGGAAGAUGCAGGGAUGGGGUGAAGGGAAUUCGAGCAGUGAGGUUGGCAAGGGAAGGCCCAGUUCCUUCUGCCAACGGGGGGGAACUGGCACGCACUGGGCACAGGGCCGUGGGGUGUGUCGGAGGGAUGGGGCAGGGAGAUGAGAUAAAUUCCUGACCCAUCCCCUCCUCUCCUCUCCUGCCCUGCACAGGGUUGGUCCGCUGUGGGUCAGUCUGGCGUCUUGGCCCCUCUCUUUUUGGCACCAGUGGAGAGAAGAAGGCAGCUGCGUUUUUAAUAAUACUUGGAAAUACUUGUUAAUAUAUUCAGCUUAUUUAAUGUGUUGAAAAAAAUAAAACCUGAUGACAGUC
Messenger RNA from Pantherophis guttatus, 2727 nucleotides. RefSeq names its product testis associated actin remodelling kinase 1 (gene TESK1). Lineage: Eukaryota; Metazoa; Chordata; Lepidosauria; Squamata; Colubridae. Gene Ontology annotation, cellular component: nucleus; cytoplasm. Gene Ontology annotation, biological process: actin cytoskeleton organization; positive regulation of stress fiber assembly; protein phosphorylation. The record is from RefSeq and is a predicted model, not a curated record. Gene Ontology annotation, molecular function: ATP binding; protein serine/threonine kinase activity.